Messenger RNA from Zychaea mexicana, 1887 nucleotides. Its product is annotated as SBF-like CPA transporter family-domain-containing protein. Bases 1 to 1887 code for a protein of 628 amino acids. The record is from RefSeq and is a predicted model, not a curated record. Gene Ontology annotation, cellular component: plasma membrane. NCBI's taxonomy places the organism in Eukaryota, Fungi, Mucoromycota, Mucoromycetes, Mucorales, Lichtheimiaceae. The transcript has 3 exons.
AUGAUGUACACGGUGGACGAAUCCAGACUAAAGGCCACGUCGUCAUUCGCCAGCGAUGCAACCGUUCACAAGGGAGGCAAUGGGUCAUCUCCAUCACCACUCUCACAAAAACCGUCCUUUCCACCCUCGUACGACGACGACGACGACAAAUCAGUAACCAUAGCACCACCGCCAAGGAGCGCUGCUGUCAAAGAAAAGCUGCGCAAAGCCAAAGCAUAUUCGCUUGUCAUGCUGAAAAAGUACUGGUUCCUGGUCGGCCUGGCCUUUGUCAUCUGCCUAGGCUACGCAUGUCCAGACAUUGCCAGAAAGGGCGGCUACAUUCGCGCCGAAUAUUCUAUCAAGUGGGGUGCCGUCAUUAUCAUCUUCAUCAUCUCCGGCCUGUCGCUCCGCACACGCAUCCUCACCCAAACCUUCAUGCGCGUCCGACUGCAUCUACUCAUCCAGAUCAUAAACCUCGUCAUCAUUCCCUUUUUCGUCUUUGGCCUGGUCCUUCUGCUCUUCAAGCUGCGUGUCCCAAUGAACUCGCUCGUGCUCAUGGGCGUCGUCAUUGCUGCCAGCACCCCCACCACCGUGUCCUCCAACGUCGUCAUGACCAAGAACGCAAAGGGCAAUGAAGCGACAGCAUUGAUGAACGCUGCUGUGGGCAAUGUGCUUGGCAUCUUCAUCUCGCCUGCCCUCGUCGACACUUUCCAAGAGCCCCUGAUUGAAGCAACGCCUGAGAACGAAUCCGCACAAGCCGGCGGCCGUGUUGACUUUGUUUCUGUGCUCAAGCAGCUCGGCAUUACCGUACUGAUCCCGCUGGUCGUGGGCCAAUUGAUCCAGAUUGCAUUUACUGAAAAAGUAGCCAAGAUCAAGGUGAAAUGGCGGCUGUCGGACGUCAGCAGUGUUGCAUUGCUGACCAUGGUCUGGUCGGUCUUUUCAGACGCCUUCCACUCUGGGUCGUUCAACUCUGUGGGCGCAACAGACAUUAUUGCGGUCGUGAUCAUGAACUUUGGCUUUUACAUUCUGUUUUCGCUGCUGUCCUUGUUCUUGGCCUACAUUCCGUUCCCUUCGUCGCUCAAGGAGCCCAGCUGGGUCAAACGUCUGCGCUACUCGCGUGAAGACACGGUCGCUGUCAUGUACUGCGGUGCAACCAAGACGGUUGCCAUGGGUGUCCCGCUGAUCAAUGUGCUGUAUGAGAACGGCGAUCCAGGUACCAUAGGCGUUCUGUCGACCCCCCUGCUGCUGUACCACGUCGAGCAGCUCAUCCUCGGUAACAUUGAAGUCGACAUUCUGAAAAACUGGGUCCUGCGCGGCAAGGAGAAAGAUGCAAAGGCGAUUCCGCCUUCCCGUGAUGAAGAAGACCAAUCGCAUGGCGGCGGCAACCACAAUACCGACAGCCAAGACGACAGUGCCUUCAAUGGCGGCAACACCAAUACGAAUGUGGACGACGAUGACGACGAUCUUGCCAACCAAAAGCUGGCAAAGGAGAUUGCUCCUAUUGAAAAGGCGUACAUGAAGCCUGAUGUGCCGUCGGUGCCUGCUGCUGUUGACAGCAAGUCCGACUACAAUAGCAAGCUGGGCAUGGACAACAUACCCCUCGACGACGAGAAGCUCGCAUCAGAAACGAUGAUUGGCAAGACCUCGUCCCAUGUCUCGUCUAUGGGCGUCGCCAACAACGAAGAGCACGAGCACCAGCACCAGCAGCACUAUCAUCGAAACAACCAUAAUAGUAGCACCGGCAACAACAACGAUGCAGACGACAUAUACAACAUGCCAUUGUUCACGUCAGACACGGCAAGUAUUUCGCUGGACACUUCACGCUUUUCAUCAGACACACUGUCGUCUCGACGAAUGUCUUCUACAGUGAGAAACUCUACUUCACAUCACCGCAGUGAUGAUCAUUGA